AUGACGGAAAACGAGGACAAUGCUAAAGCUCAAAUACGCUCUAUUCUCGGACCGACUAAAGAUGCUGAAUUCCUCCAAAGUUUCGUAAGAGUUGGCAUCGGAGAUGACGAGGACGAGAUCCCGGUGCCCAAGGCCUCGAUCAGCAAGCGCGCUCCACCCACCGCGGACAAAGAAUCUAACAUCGAAGAUGACAAAUUCUCCGGAUCCCUCCGAAGGGAAUCGACUAAGCCGGAGAAGAAAAAGACCCGUCGCCGACAGAAACGGGAGAGAAGACGCCGCGAGGAGGAACUGUACACGGACAAAGACCGAGCUGCAGCCGUGGUGAUGGGUUCGAAGGAUAUCAAACUGUCUCUGAACAUUAAGGAUAAGACGGAGAGAAGCAACGCUCUGCAGAUACCGGCCGAGGCCGACUCUGGGACGCUUUUAGCUCUGGCGCGAGCUGAGCUAAUGCGGGAACGAUACCGCACUGCGCUAUCCUUUGUAAACAAGGCGAUCGAGUUGGCCCCGGACGAGAAGGCUGCAUACGUGGCGCGCAGCAAGUGCUACUUGCUGUUGGGGGAGCCGCGCAAGGCGCUGGCGGAUGCGGAGACAGCGCUCACCCUGGACCCGAAGCACGCGAAGGCGCUGCUGCAGAAGGCCGAGGCGCUGUACUACUGCGGGGAGUUCGAGAUGAGUCUGGUCCACUACCACCGAGGUCUGCGCGCCAGACCCGACCUCAAUGAGUUCAGAUUGGGAGUUCAAAAGGCACAGGAAGCUAUCGAAAACACCAUUGGGUCCGUGAAACAAGUUCAAAGAGCAACGAAACGAACGGCAGCCAAGUCUUCGCGACCGGCCCUCGGCCAGCUCAUGUCUGAUAAGAUAUAUUUGGAGAACCUCUUGAAAAACCCCAACUUGGCCAUAGCGGAUAAGAAAAACGACGUAGUGAUGAAGCAGGCUGAGGAAGCGUUACGUUUUCUUGAAAAUAGAGAGGAGUUUUGGAGACAACAACAAACGUCCACGCGACACUAG
Molecule: messenger RNA, 1008 nt
Organism: Aricia agestis (brown argus)
Lineage: Eukaryota; Metazoa; Arthropoda; Insecta; Lepidoptera; Lycaenidae
Product: outer dynein arm-docking complex subunit 4-like
Exons: 3
Coding region: 1-1008 (335 amino acids)
Cellular component (GO): cytoplasm
Molecular function (GO): protein binding
Source: RefSeq, a predicted model, not a curated record